AUGCCGUCCGGCCAAGAGAUCUUUCCAGCGGAUGCGCCAUCCGGAACCGCCUCUCAUGUUCCACCCGACUGGCAGACCCAGAAGGCAGAGGGUCACCUUGUCGAUGAAGCAUUGAUCCGAGCUGAGAACGAAGACAAGAUGACACCUUAUCUCGCAUACCUCAUUCUUUCCGCAGCACUCGGUGGUUUCCUCUAUGGAUACGACAUUGGCGUUCAAGAGAUUACCACGGCUGCUACAACCAUUGGAUCCAUCUUUGGAGCCUCAAUCUUGGGCACGUUUGCUGACAAGUGGGGACGAAAGCCCUGCUUGUUGAUUUCGGACCUCUUUUUCAUCGCCGGUGCCAUUGUCAUCGCUUUUAGCUUCAGUCUUGCUCAGCUCAUCGUCGGUCGCCUGAUCCUCGGUGUUGGUGUUGGUGGUGCUGCCGUAAUCUGCCCCCUCUAUAUCACUGAGCUGGCUCCAACAGCUGCUCGUGGACGAUGUGUCGGAACGAAUGGCUUUUGUAUUCCUUUUGGGCAGACCGUCGCCGUCGCCAUCGUCUCAUCGAUGGCCACAUAUACUCGGAGUCAAGAAAUCAAAGCAGAUGCGAAAGGAAAAAGAGGGAAUGCAGAGAGAGAUGAAGCAAGAGGGCGCGCUUGUGAAUGA
Molecule: messenger RNA, 642 nt
Organism: Aureobasidium pullulans EXF-150
Lineage: Eukaryota; Fungi; Ascomycota; Dothideomycetes; Dothideales; Saccotheciaceae
Exons: 2
Coding region: 1-642 (213 amino acids)
Biological process (GO): transmembrane transport
Cellular component (GO): membrane
Molecular function (GO): myo-inositol:proton symporter activity
Source: RefSeq, a predicted model, not a curated record